AUCAUCGAUAUGUAACUUCGAAAUAUAAGUGGCCAAAUCAGAAAAAACGUGAAAUGAACUGCGGCACAGUGCAGGCAGCCUGUGGAUGCGGAUAUUCCUUAUCCGGCCAUCCGCAUUCCACCUAUAUUUAAAGGGUGAUGAUUUGGUUUGCUAUUUGAAAGAUUUGCAAAUGCUGUAUCUCUUCAUCAUUUCUAUUUCCCUCUAAUCAUCCGUACCCAUCACCAUGUCAGAAUCUUCAAAGGUGGACUGGAGUUUGGCCGAUGGACAUGGCUACGUGUUGGGAGAUCGUAGCCAUAUCGCAGCCUGUCGUCUCAAUCUCCAGUAUUAUCUUUGGAGAGAAGCCCUCCAAUUCGUGGUACACCCUUCGAUUCAGUGAUCCAAUGAGAGCGUCAUUGCAGAUGUGGCAACAGGUACCGGUGCCUGGCUUCUGGAUGUUGCUCGCGACUUUUCGCAAGCGCAACUCCACGGCUUCGACAUGAUGUGCGCCAAGCCCCCCACAGAAGUUGGCUACCUUCAAAUGUGUCUGUCAGACACUGGAAUAUCUUCACAGAUUUGCCGGAAGAUAUGGUUGGAAAAUACGACUAUGUUCACGUGCGGCUACUUGUACUGGUUCUUAACGGCAAUUCUCAGUCUUUUAUUCAGAAGCUCUUGAUGAUGUUAGAACCGUCGACAACUCUAACCAAUCAAUCUGCUAAUCUAGAAUAGGAUACUUGCAGUGGGACGAGUUAGAUUGUGUUAACAUGCACGUCAAGAAAUCUGAUCCCGAGCUUCAAACGCCGGCUCUAGAGCAGAUCAGAGAAAUGUCAUGGGCAAGUGGCAGGCAUGAUUGGACGGUGAAACUGCCGGACUUUCUGCAAGAAGCAGGCUUCCAGGAUGUGAAAAUGCAGCACUUCGGGGAUGAAGAUCGUCUGACCCGAGCUUUUAAUGAGCAACAUCUCCUAAUAAUGGAUGAGUUUACGUCUAGUUUAGUGAAGAUGGGGAAGGUAGACGCGGCAAAUAAGUUUUAUGAGCUGAUACAGCAGGCAUAUCAGGAGUCUACGGCGGGCGCGGCUUUAUGUAUUCCCAGAAUCGUGUGCGUUGCGAGGAAGCUUUUAGAUUGACUUACACGGGCACUUACCUCCCACUCUGAACCAGACCUCUGGGUCAAUCAAAUCCUUAUCAUUGGAAGAUAUGUCUCCACUUAUGAGCUUUGGUCAUCAAAAGUUUCACCUGCCCCCUGUCAACGACACAUCUCAUUGCUAUAUUACGGUCUAUCAUACCUUCCAGUUUCAGACUAGAUCACC
Messenger RNA from Sclerotinia trifoliorum, 1283 nucleotides. NCBI's taxonomy places the organism in Eukaryota, Fungi, Ascomycota, Leotiomycetes, Helotiales, Sclerotiniaceae. The record is from the annotation of a GenBank genome assembly.